CCUAACCGUCUUCAGUCUCACUUUAGUUGGCAGCCUAAGUGGAUUGAACUCCCAGAACUGACCGCAUAUACGAUACGCCUUGGCACAAUAUCUAAUCUGACUUUGCCUCCUCGGAAUAAUCUCAAGAGUUGGUUGAGUCAAGAGAAGAGAUACAAACAUACUUUUUAUGACGAGAUAGAUAAUAAUAAGUGAUUGUUUUACCAUUUACGACACGUGAUCUUAUCAAAAAUACGCCGAUUAACAAGUUAUCAUUGACGUUUUAUCUAAGAAAAAGGUUGAUAAAGGAUCUAGUUCUUAAUAACUAAUAUUUUGGAAUUUUGAGAAUUAUAUUUGUGACGGUGAAAUCAUUCAUUUUUGGUGAAACGUGUGAAAAAUAUUGCACCAAAUUUGUUACAAGUGGAAUAUUUUCUUUAAUGGGAACGAGAACUAUAUGAUUAAAAAUUUGUGGAUUUUUUGAAGAUCAAAUUUGAAAUCGCCAAGUUAUCGUUGUUGUUAAAAAGAAAAGUUGUGACUGGAAAAAAGUGUGAAAAUUGUGGUGUACAAAAUAAGUAACUGUUGAUUGACUCAUGACCCGAGAAACGGGGGGUGUGUACAUGGAGCGCGGAGGUUUUGGGGGGGAGGAGGCGAUGGGCGCAGACGGAUUCUUCGCCGACCCACGCGUCGCCAGAUACUACUCGCAACACAGCGUCAUGCAGUCCCAGUACUCACAACAAAUGAGUCGUAUGUCCACCGGAGCAUCAAGUAGUAGUCCGCCCGUGUCCAGUAUGGGGGCAAAUGGUCAAUUUCGUCACCCCCAGUUCCACCAGCCGGCCUCCUUGCAUCACCCCUGGCUCGGUGAGAGGGGCUGGUCCAUGGCGACGUCAGGCUACAAAUCCUUCCCAUUUCCCCCCACGCCGCCGAAGGACUCGUCCACCCCGGAGGCAGCCACGAAUCUGGCAGCCGCCGAUUAUUCCUGCCCCUCAGUCCCCACCAACAACUCGUCCAGCGAUGAUCUCAAAGUUUUCAGCAAUAUAAACCAAACCAAGGGAGGCGUGGGGGGCAGAGGGGGCGGUGGCGGCGGCGACGUUGGCGGCGGUGGUGGGGUCGACUACUACAACAACAACUACUUCCCCCCCUCCUCCCAGUCCUUCCUGUAUCACAAUAGUAGCACGCACAGCAGUAAAAAUUCCAGUCCGGCCACACCCACCUUCUCCUCCACGCCGAACCACAACAAUAACACCAGCACCAACUCGAAAGGGAGUCAUAAUCCGAAUUCGCAGAAAAAUAAUGGCAAUAAGAGUCGAUCAAGUGCAGUAUCACUGGAUGCCGGGCAAGGACAGUCGGGCAGUGGUAAUCGGUGGGAUCAUGGUGAUGAGGGUCGUGAGUGUGUCAACUGUGGGGCGACGUCGACCCCCCUGUGGCGUCGGGAUGGGACGGGUCACUAUUUGUGUAACGCUUGCGGUCUCUACUACAAGAUGAACGGGCAAAAUCGACCCCUCAUCAAACCCAAGAGACGACUCUCCGCAGCGCGUCGUGCGGGGACGAGUUGUGCAAACUGUAAAACGACGACGACAACCCUUUGGCGACGGAAUCAAAAUGGAGAACCGGUCUGCAAUGCGUGCGGACUUUACUAUAAACUUCACAAUGUGAGUAGACCGAUAACGAUGAAGAAGGAGGGGAUCCAAACGAGAAACCGGAAGUUGAGUGCGAAGGGUAAAAAGAAAAAGGGGUCGCUCGGACUGCCCGACAAUCUCAAUAAGACGGCCUUCUCCUCCUUCAACCAUGCCGCGUCCACGAUGUCGCCAUACAUGUAUCACAACGGCGCCACGUAUGGUCACCAUCACCACGGCGGUGGCAUGGGUGGAGGCUUCGUGCCCCCUGCGCCACCCAUGUCGAUGUCCGGCGUAGGGAUGGGAAUGGGGAGUUUGGGUCACCUUUCCAGUCAUCACGGCUCCCUGGGCUUCCCCUCGCAAUAUAUGACGGUCAGUUAGUGCGACGACGACGAUGACGACGUAAAUAAAUAAAUAAGCAGCGUUUUAAUCAGGGUGCCCAAAAGUCGCUUCUCUUCACCACUGACAAGUUCUGGGAUAAAUAGUCAUCUUCACCUUCUCGGCAGAUCUCUUUAGUCAUUUCUUCACUCAUCUUCACAUACACACGCCACACCUCUGGAUAAGCCGGCUGAGAAGAAGAUGUCGCAUUUGAUACAGAUUUAAUUAAUUAAUUAAUUAGCGACAUGAUUACAUACAUAGUUAUCCGUUUCCUAUACACUUACUUGUACUUGCUAGAUACAAAUUUAUGUAAGUUUAUGUAAGGACAAAAAAUCCGGUUACCAUUUACCUACCUACCUAUUUACUUAUAAGAUAAACCAGGUCCAGCCACCCACCCACCCCAGAAAAAGCUACCUCUUUAUAUUAAUUACGUAAUACGUAAUACAACAAAAUACUCUGUUUUUAUACCGUCAUUUUCAUUAUUACGUCAUGAUUAACUAAUUAAUUACAAUUAUAUUAUUGUUACUUUUUAUGUAUUAAAAAUCCGUUGUUGCAAUACGCAAAUGAUUUAAUUUUACAUAUUUACUUGAGGAGAAAAUUUGGUUUGCUUUCUGUUAUGAAACGAACGAAGAUGUUUUAAACCUGAGUAUACUAAACUGUGCAAUAAUUUUAAUAUUUUAAACUCACCGGCGUCUAACUGAAGCUAAAUGUUAAAGUUAAAUGUACAUUUACAAUAAAUACUCGCAUAUAAACAGAGUCUUAUGAAGAAUUGUUAACGUAAUUAGGAGGGGGAGGAGCAGGUGUAUUAAUAGCUGUAGAGACGUGCGUAAUCCUAUGAUAAUUCGCAAUUUGAUAGGCAAUUCCAGGCCGGCUUUGCUUAUUAAAUAGAUAGUUUAAAAUUAAUGACAUUUACAUAACCUAAAAAAAUCGUCACAAAAUGAGAAUAUGAUGACGAUAAAAGUGAUAGAUUUUACUUACUAAAUAAAUAGAUAAAAAAUAUAGACUAAAAAAUCUACCAUAAUUUAAAUAAUAAUUAAAAACUACAUCUAGGCAAUCAUCAAGGGCAAAAAGACUGAUUAGUGAGUAAAAGUGAUGACGAAAAAUGUAUCGUCUAGUAAAAAAACUGCCCUCUUUAACAUUGUUGUAGCCUCGACAGGAUAUAAAAAAUAAGUUACCAAAUAUAAUUACUUACGUAAAAAUGGGACGAAAAUGAAUAAAAAAUGUUUUCUGAUAAAGUCAAA
Folsomia candida is the source of this 3208-nucleotide messenger RNA. Its product is annotated as erythroid transcription factor. The record is from RefSeq and is a predicted model, not a curated record. Gene Ontology annotation, biological process: cell fate commitment; positive regulation of transcription by RNA polymerase II; negative regulation of transcription by RNA polymerase II. The coding region runs from base 567 to 1970 and encodes 467 amino acids. The transcript has 8 exons. Gene Ontology annotation, molecular function: zinc ion binding; RNA polymerase II cis-regulatory region sequence-specific DNA binding; DNA-binding transcription factor activity, RNA polymerase II-specific. NCBI's taxonomy places the organism in Eukaryota, Metazoa, Arthropoda, Collembola, Entomobryomorpha, Isotomidae.